GAUAGCAGGGGGCCCCCGGCGUUUGAAGGAGGCACAGCCAGGGGCUCUGGGCAUGUGGGUCCGGCAGGUGCCCUGGCCUCUCACUUGGGCUGUGUUGCAGUUGAGCUGGCAAGCAGGGUGGCUUCUAGAGGUCUCCAGCGGGCCCUGGAGGCCCCUCACCUUCUCCCCAGCCUGGCUCACAGUGUCCGAGGGAGCAAAUGCCACGUUCACCUGCAGUUUCUCCAACUGGUCCGAGGACCUGAUGCUGAACUGGUACCGCCUGAGCCCCAGCAACCAGACUGAAAAGCAGGCCGCCUUCUGCAACGGUUUCAGCCAGCCUGUCCGGGACAACCGCUUCCAGAUCACACAGCUGCCCAACGGGCAUGACUUCCACAUGAACAUCCUCGCCACACGGCGCAAUGACAGUGGCAUCUACCUCUGUGGGGCCAUCUCCCUGCCCCCCAAGACACAAAUCAAGGAGAGCCCUGGAGCAGAGCUUGUGGUAACAGAGAGAAUCCUGGAGACCUCAACGAGAUACCCCAGCCCCUCAUCACCCAGGCCUGCAGGCCAGUUUCAAGGCUUGGUCAUCGGUAUUAUGAGCGUCCUAGUGGGUGUCCCUGUGCUGCUGCUGCUGACCUGGGUCCUAGCUGCUUUUUGCUCAACAGGUGUGUCAGAGGCCAGAAGAACUGGAAGAAAGGAACAGCCUCUGAAGGAGGACGCCUCAGCUGCACCUGUCUUCAGUGUAGCCUACGAGGAGCUGGACUUUCAGGGAAGACAGAAGACUCCAGAGCUCCCCACCCCCUGCGUACACACAGAGUAUGCCACCAUUGUCUUCACUGAAGGGCUGGAUGCCUCAUCCUUAGGACGUAGGGGCUCGGCUGAUGGCCCUCAGGGUCCCCGGCAUCCAAGGCAUGAGGAUGGACAUUGCUCUUGGCCCCUUUGACCAGAUUCUUCCGCCAUUAGCAUCCUGUAGACUCUCCGCGGAGAGCGCCGGUUCAUUCCUCCAUCAAGAGGAGCAUGUGGGUUACUGUGCCGCAAAGGCUCCUGGGGUCCGAGCUCCCUGGAG
Molecule: messenger RNA, 1045 nt
Organism: Arvicola amphibius (Eurasian water vole)
Lineage: Eukaryota; Metazoa; Chordata; Mammalia; Rodentia; Cricetidae
Gene: Pdcd1
Product: programmed cell death 1
Exons: 5
Coding region: 53-922 (289 amino acids)
Biological process (GO): negative regulation of immune response; positive regulation of T cell apoptotic process
Cellular component (GO): external side of plasma membrane; membrane
Source: RefSeq, a predicted model, not a curated record